AUGGCAUUUAAUGUUGAAACUAAUUUUGGACAAGGAAAGGUAUUCGGCAGAAAGUUGCACAAUUUCCCAAUUUUUAGAUAUAAAAAAGGAGCCAAUGUUAUUUUCUGUGUAGCUAUUGGCCCAACUCAAGUUCCACAAUUACCAUGGAAGUUAAUUUUCAAUGAAAAAGAGAGACCAUUAUUGAGCAAUGAAAAAUUUGGAAUUUAUGGUGGAAAGUUUGUCCCUGAGACAUUAAUAUCUUCUUUAACAAAGCUUGAUUAUGAAUUCUACUCUGCUUUGCAUGACCCUCAAUUUCAGAUGGAGCUUGAAGUGGCAUUAAGAGACUAUGUAGGCCGUGAAACACCUUUACAUUUUGCACAAAGACUCACGGAUUAUUACAAGAGCAUUAAUAAGGGGAUAGGGCCAGAUAUAUAUCUUAAAAGGGAAGAUCUCAACCAUGGUGGUGCACACAAGAUCAACAACGCUAUUGCACAAGCGAUGUUGGCCAAACGUAUCGGCUUCAAAAACGUGGUGGUGUCCACCGGUGCUGGGCAGCACGGUGUCGCCACGGCGGCUGCGUGUGCUAAACUCUCAUUGGAGUGCACAAUUUUUAUGGGAAGCUUAGAUAUGGGAGAUAUGGAGAGACAACCUUCAAACGUACUGUUGAUGAAGAAUCUUGGUGCAAAGGUGAAAUCAGUUAAAGGAAGCUUCAAAGAUGCUAUGUCGGAAGGUAUUAGAUAUUGGGUUAACAAUUUGGAUAAAACCUACUUCUUAGUAGGUGCAACCAUAGGAUCUCACCCAUGUCCAACAAUGAUUCGUGAAUUUCAAACCAUUAUUGGAAAAGAGACUAGGAAACAAGCCAUGGAGAAGUGGGGUGGCAAACCACAUGUGUUGGUGGCUUGUGUUGGGAGUGGCUCUAAUGCAUUGGGAUUGUUUCAUGAAUUUAUACAAGAUGACCAUGUUAGGCUAAUAGGAGUUGAGGCCAGCGGGACUGGUCUUGAUUCAGAUCAACACUCGGCAGCUAUGGCUAGGGGUCAAGUAGGGGUGUACCAUGGUGCCAUGAGCUAUCUAUUACAAGACGAGGAGGGCCAAGUUAUCGUACCAUACUCUAUAAGUGUCGGAUUAGAGUAUCCUGGAGUCAGCCCUGAGCUUAGCUUUCUAAAAGACAAGGGACGUAUUGAGUUUUCUACCGUUACAGAUGAAGAAGCGUUAGAAGCAUAUAAACGAUUGUGUAGGCUAGAAGGAAUAAUUCCAAGUUUAGAAGCUUCUCAUGCAAUUGCAUUUCUUGACAAGCUUUGUUAUACUUUAAAGGAUGGUGAGAAGGUGAUUAUAAAUUUAAGUGGCCAUGGAGAAAAAGAUGCUGCAUUUGUCUUCAAUCAUACACCAAACCAUGAAUAAAAUAUAUCAUCAACACCUAUUUAAAUAAACAAUGUAAAUAUUGUAAUGAAUAGAAAGCUAUCCAAGAUAUAUCAUUGCAUA
Messenger RNA from Solanum pennellii, 1458 nucleotides. Its product is annotated as tryptophan synthase beta chain 1-like. Gene Ontology annotation, molecular function: tryptophan synthase activity. Gene Ontology annotation, biological process: L-tryptophan biosynthetic process. NCBI's taxonomy places the organism in Eukaryota, Viridiplantae, Streptophyta, Magnoliopsida, Solanales, Solanaceae. The transcript is spliced from 7 exons. The coding region runs from base 1 to 1377 and encodes 458 amino acids. The record is from RefSeq and is a predicted model, not a curated record. Gene Ontology annotation, cellular component: cytoplasm.